CAUGUUCAACACAUUUUAUUGAAUGGGUUCCCGGCUGCACCAGAAUUCUUUUUGCGAGAACUGGUUGGGGAUCAUUGAGAACAAAAAGUUAUUCAGAUCAUCCAACUAACACUCCAUUACCUUUUCCAAAAGAAGUUUUUGGAGUAGAGGAUAAUAUAAUAGUUGAAGGAUUUAGCAUUUUAUCAAAUCAAAGUAAUCCAAGUGACAAUGUUGAUACAAAAGACUACUUGUGCACAAGUGAUUUUCGACAAGCUUAUCUUUCUAAAAAAACCACACCUCUACAAGUAUGUGAAGCAUUAAUUAAAAGAAUCGAAGAAUCCAAUUCACUAAUAAACGCUGUGUAUAUUAUAAAUAAAGAGGAUGUAAUAGAACAAGCCAAGAAAUCAACUGCAAGAUAUGAAGACGAACGACCGUUAGGACUUCUCGACGGGAUUCCUGUUCUGGUAAAAGACGAGUUUGAUGUUAUAGGGUAUGAAACCAAAGUUGGGACAACAUUUAUUAAUGAUGGAAAUGUUUGUGAAAAAGAUGCAACUGUUAUUCAUAACUUGAGGAAAUUGGGUGCUAUUAUUGUCGGAAAGACUAUAAUGCACGAGAUCGGAUUGGGUAUCACCAGUAAUAAUCCCUCGUCGCUUACGCCACGUAAUCCUCAUAAUCCCGAUUACUAUUGUGGUGGGUCAAGUGGUGGAAGUGCUUGUGCAGUGGCUGCAGGAUUAACCCCAAUUGCCAUUGGUUGUGAUGGUGGUGGUUCUAUUAGAGUUCCAUCAUCUUUUUGUGGUAUUUAUGGAUUAAAACCUACAUGUGGAAGAAAUUCUAAUUCAGGAGAAUUCCCGCUUUGUUGGACAGUAGCUGUAUCUGGUCCGAUGGCAAUAUGUAUUGAUGAUUUAGCCUUGGCAUAUUAUGCAAUGGCAGGAAGAGAUGAAGAUGAUCCAUUUACAUAUUUACAACCAGCUCCAACAUUAUAUAAUUUAAAUCAGACCAAAGAUUUAUCAGAUCUGAAAAUCGGUAUAUAUUCUGCAUGGAAUAAACAAGUUUACAACAAAUCAAUCACAAUAGCACUUGACAAUUUAAUUAAUCAAUUAAAAGAAAGAGGUGCAAAUUUUGUAGAGAUUGUCAUUCCGGAGCUGAAAGAUGUUCAAGCAGCCCACUUGAUCAACAUCUUUGCGGAACAUUACACAUCAAUGAAAAAUUAUAAGGAUGAACUUUAUAAAUUAUCUUAUCCAAGUCGAUUCACGCUUGCUAUACUAGAGCAAAUAACUGGAAGGGAUUAUAUUCAAGCACAACAAGUAAGAACACGUAGUAUGAAAAAUUUGGCAACACUUUUCAAUGAAGUAGACCUGAUAUUAACACCAGUUAGUUCCGUGACGGCACCAAAAAUUCAUCCACGUGCAUUAAAAUUCGGUGAAGUUGAUUCAGUUGUCGCUACAGAUGUUAUACACUUUCUUCAAUUGGCGAAUUUCACUGGCAUUCCAGCAAUUACUGUCCCAGGAGGGUAUGAUGAUAAUGGACUCCCAAUCGGUUUACAAUUUAUGGCUAAAUGGUACAAGGAAGAUCUCUUGCUUAGAAUUGGUAAAGCUUCAGAAGAAAUAUUUAAAGAUUCAAGACGUAAACCAAAAGAUGGAUAUUGGUUUGGUGAUUUAAUUUAA
Messenger RNA from Entrophospora sp. SA101, 1643 nucleotides. Lineage: Eukaryota; Fungi; Glomeromycota; Glomeromycetes; Entrophosporales; Entrophosporaceae. The record is from the annotation of a GenBank genome assembly.